Messenger RNA from Salvelinus sp. IW2-2015, 423 nucleotides. RefSeq lists its product as uncharacterized. NCBI's taxonomy places the organism in Eukaryota, Metazoa, Chordata, Actinopteri, Salmoniformes, Salmonidae. The record is from RefSeq and is a predicted model, not a curated record. The transcript has a single exon. The coding region runs from base 1 to 423 and encodes 140 amino acids.
AUGUCAUCCAUGUCAGACACGUCCUCCAGCGUCAUCAAAGUGGAAAAAUGUGAAUUCCAUAGCUCCACCAUCUCCUUCCUUGGGUACAUCAUAGCUGCAGGCAACAUACAGAUGGAUCCUGAAAAGGUGAGAGAGGUGGUGGAUUGGCCUCAACCCACCUCCAGAGUGCAGCUGCAAUGCUUACUGGGGUUUACCAAUUUCUACCGCCGGUUCAUCCGGGGCUACAGCAUCCGGGCUUCCACCCUGUCAGCGCUCACCUCUCCCAAGGUCCCAUUUACAUCUCCAGCUGCAGACCAGGCGUUCUUGGACCUCAAGCACCAAUUCACUACCGCCCCCAUCCUAAUUCAUCCGGAUCCGUCCAGGCAGUUCGUGGUGGAGGUCGACGUCGGAGUGGGGGCUGUUCUGUCCCAGCAUUCGGCCUAA